This is a messenger RNA of Entrophospora sp. SA101, 930 nucleotides long. The record is from the annotation of a GenBank genome assembly. Lineage: Eukaryota; Fungi; Glomeromycota; Glomeromycetes; Entrophosporales; Entrophosporaceae.
AUGUCGGUUGACAAUGUGGUAAAGGUUGCAAACAUUUCGUCUAAAGUAUCGGAAUUAGUUUUGAAAAAAAUAUUUGAACAUUUAGGAGAAGUUACAAGUAUCACUUUAUAUAAUAGCCCUCAUGGGGAUAACGUACAAGAAUGUACGAUAGAAUUUAAAGAAGUAUCAUCUGCCAUGACAGCUUUACAUCUAACUGGCAUGGAAUUAGCACCACAUAGACCAAUACUGCAAACAAAGCCGUCUAUCACAAUACCACCAAAGCCUAUGCUUCCUACAACUCUAACAUUCCCCACAUUUACUACACAAUCUCUCACGACUAUAAGAUCUGCCAAUCCUUCGAUUUCACCAACCGUUGCGCAAUUUGACCCUGCAAAAGCAGAAGAAAUUUCACGUACUGUCUAUAUUGGCAAUAUAAAUUCAUCGAUUUCUGAUCCUGAGCUCAUACAAUUUUUUUCUGCGUGUGGGCCUGUUGCCUAUGUAAAAAUGGCUGGUGAUCCAGCUCAACCGACUCGAUUUGCUUUUUUGGAGUUUGCAACAUUUGAAGGUGCACAGGCUGCAAUGUUGAUGAAUGGUGUGAUGCUUGGAGAUCGACCAUUAAAAGUCAAUCAUUCAAAAAAUGCCAUUAAUAAAACACCCAAAAAAACAGAUGCACCAGACGUUCAAGCAACAAUGCGUCGAGUUAGAGAGGCGCAAUUGAGAAUUGCAAAUCGUUUAAAUACAGAUAAGUUAUUGGCUACUGCUAAUGCAUCAUUGGAUGUUGUUGCUAGUACAAAUGUACCUCGUAGUAGAUCAAGAUCUGUUAAACCUUUUGAAGAUUUGAGUAAAGGGUGGAGGUUGCGAAUAGGAACGCUACGACAGGCAGCGGUAGAAACGUGUUGCCACGUUCCGGAAACGAAACGUAAUACUAAUACUAAUUAUAAUGACGAAUAA